This is a messenger RNA of Wyeomyia smithii (pitcher-plant mosquito), 712 nucleotides long. It is a transcript of the gene mRpL51, whose product is annotated as 39S ribosomal protein L51, mitochondrial. The transcript is spliced from 2 exons. Gene Ontology annotation, molecular function: structural constituent of ribosome. Gene Ontology annotation, biological process: translation. The coding region runs from base 135 to 626 and encodes 163 amino acids. Gene Ontology annotation, cellular component: mitochondrial large ribosomal subunit. NCBI's taxonomy places the organism in Eukaryota, Metazoa, Arthropoda, Insecta, Diptera, Culicidae. The record is from RefSeq and is a predicted model, not a curated record.
AAUCAAAAUCAGUAAUAAAAAACCAGAAAAAAACGAAAGUCAAAUUGUGGGUUGUGUUGUUGUGUAUUACAAAAUCAGUUCUUUACGAAUGUACCUAUUUCUCGUUGGAUGAGUUUAAUAAGUGAUAAUCAUAAAUGAAUCUGGCAUAUAAUCUGAUAAAUUCGGCAACUCGAUUGAUUUGGCUGCCACAAGUUGUGUCUGUUCGGUUUCGUUAUCACGCAGACAAGGUUGCUCGCGGCCGUCUCGUGCGCCGGUAUGGCUAUAAAGAAAAAAUACUCCAGACAGGAAUGCUUCCCCAUUUAGACAAUGGACAAAAACUGCCGAUGCCUGAUUACAGACCAAAAAAUGCCUGGUGCGAAAAACGUGCUUUAUUCGGUCAAAACGACUACAUCGAUAUUUUAGGAAACGACAGACUGCAUCCCACGAAAGUUCUAUAUUCUGUUCCUUCGUGGUUACGUGGCGUAUCCGGGAAUGAAUAUCAGGUUUUGCUGCGAAAGCGGAAAAUGCUUAGCCAAACAAUCUAUCCCAAUGCACGACCGACCAAAUGGAGAGACAUGGAAAAACGGAUCUCCUAUCUAUACAGGUUUCUCAAUAGAAAAACCAAAACCGGCCCAUCUAAUAUUUGAUUGCAGUUUUUCUUAGUUAGUCAAAAAUCAACUAUUUGAUUUAUUCCACAUUGAUAUAAAUAUAAAACAAAAAUCGAUGUUAGCUA